This is a messenger RNA of Staurois parvus, 352 nucleotides long. The record is from the annotation of a GenBank genome assembly. NCBI's taxonomy places the organism in Eukaryota, Metazoa, Chordata, Amphibia, Anura, Ranidae.
CUUCACUAUGUACACUAUAUUGUCCAUUACACACUCCUGCACUAUAUACUGUACACUAUAUUGUCCAUUACAAACUCCUGCACUAUAUACACUAUAUUGUACAUUACUCACUCCUGCACUAUAUACACUGUCUUGUACAUUACACACUCCUGCACUAUAUACAAUAGAUUGUGCAUUGCACACUCCUACACUAUGUAUACUAUAUUGUGCAUUACAUACUCCACUAUAUACAGUACACUAUAUUGUACAUUACACACUCCUGCACUAUGUACACUAUAUUUUACAUUACACAUUCCCGCAUUGUGGACCCACCCACAGUUUGCCGUUGCACGCUACAUGCACCACAUUACUA